ACGACUAUGAUGGCCAGUAGGUGGCAGCAAGUGGUCUGAAAACAAAGGCGAUAAAGGAAAAAAGAGGCUACACGGAAAAUGGACAACACACAAGCUUCAUCUGUGAGUCCUGAGGACAUUAAUGAACAGAUUGUUUGUUUACAAAGGGAAAUUCAAGAUCACAAAGACCUGCUUCAAAAUGCAACUGAAAAAACAAGGCAAGAAAUAAAAGAAACAAUUGACUCUAAAGAGAAAAUGCUGGCAGAUCUACAGUCUCAAGUCCAAAGCACUACAGAUGAACCUCGCCGCUCUGAACGCACCAGAAUACCAACAGAAAAAAUGCUUGCUUAUCAAACAGAAGAAGUAAGUAAAAAACAAAAAAGACUCAUCACCUUAUAUGAACAGUGGAAAAUACAAGUACGUGAAGCAAGAGAAAAACUAAAAUCAGACACAACUGAAGAACACCUGUCAUCACUUGCAGACAUUUUAGAAAAGGGAAAGGAUGACAUAAUGAAACUCUACACUGACAUAAGAGGUCAUGUAGCUCCAACAGUCAAUUUGAGACAAAAAAUUGAUGCAUGCGAAGCUGUAACUAGUGACAUCAUCAAAAUCAUAUAUAAGAGACUAACUGGUGUUGAUGGAGAUUUUGAUGCUGAAUAUGAAAGAUGUCGUUUACGCGAGCUGCUAGAUCGUGACUAUGCGCUCUCCAUUUAUGGUUCCACUGCAGCACAAUCCAGUAACACACAUCACUCCUCAGCUUCAUAUAUCGCAUCAAAACGGGCUGAUGCAGCAGCAGAACUGGCAGCAAAAGAAGCUGAAUACAACAUCGCGCUAGAGGAAAGAAAGCAAAGAGAAAAGAUAAAGGCUUUAGAAGAGCAACACAAGAGAGAACUUGAAAUCCAAAAAUCCGAAUUGGAGCGUCUGCAAGCUGAAAGGGAAGUGGAAGCAGCUCGAGCGAGAUUGGAAGCUUAUGACAGAGAAAUACUGCAAAUUAGUGAUGUCCAGUCAGUCAAAGGUGAGCAGAGGAGCCCAGAUUCUGUCCCUCAGCCUUCUGCAUCACACUCACCUAACAUAUCCACGUCAUCUGCAUCUCCUGCAGUUGCUCAACUAGCACAAGCCGUCCAGGACAGUAUAACACUGAGCAGACUUCCCAUGCCAGAACCAACAGUAUUCAGUGGCGAGCCAAUCCAUUUUAUUGAAUGGAAAACCUCCUUUAUGUCACUGAUAGACCAAAAGGGUAUUUCUACUGCUGAUAAACUUUAUUACUUGAAAAAAUAUGUCACUGGCCCCGCUCGCAAGUGCCUGGAAGGCACCUUCUUUAGAAAUGAUGAAGAAGCUUACCAAGAUGCCUGGAAAAAACUUAAUCAACGAUAUGGUCAGGCAUUUGUUAUUCAAAGAGCAUUUAGAGAGAAGCUAUCCAACUGGCCAAAGUUACAAUCCAAAGAUCCUGAGGGAUUAAGGAACUUUGCCGACUUUGUAAAUGCCUGCCUGCUAGCCAUGCCUCAUGUAAAAGGUUUGGAAAUACUGAACGACUGUGAGGAAAAUCAAAAACUGACACAAAAACUUCCUGACUGGGCAGCUGCCAGAUGGAACCGCCAUGUUACAAAGGCCUUAAUGGAAGGCAAAGAGUUUCCCAGUCUCAGUGACUUUGCUGCAUUUCUGUUGCUGGAAGCAGAAAUUGCCUGCAACCCAGUCACGUCCAUCUCUGCUCUCCAUUCAUCCGAGUCACGCAGUGAUAGAGGGAACCUGAAGGACACAAAAAGAAACAAGGCAAGUGUCUUUAACACCAAAACUCACAUCCACUCCACAAGUGUCCACACUUUAUGAAACGGUCACUAGCAGAGAAAAGGACAUAUGUGAAGGACAAUAAGCUGUGUUAUGGCUGUUUGAAGCAAGGCCACAGUGCAAGGGACUGUCGACGCCGCCUCACAUGUGACACUUGUUUGAAAAGGCACCCUACCUGCCUUCAUGAUGACGGUUACAUCAAAGACACAAAGGGAGAAAGGCACGUGAGUGUAGAAAAUGCAUCACAAAGCAAUAUAUCAGAGAUAACCACUGCUGUGUCACUCAAUGUUGCUAGAGAUGGACAGACUGCCAGUACUUCAAUGAUUGUGCCAGUGUGGGUGUCAUCUAAUGCAAACCCAUAUAACGAAAAACUUGUCUAUGCCUUAUUAGACACUCAAAGCGACACUGCUUUCAUUGAUCAAGAACUGUGUCAUGAGCUUCAAGUGGGUGCAUGUCCAGUGAAACUGAAACUAACCACUAUGAUGGGAGAAAACGUAAUUAUAAACAGUGAAAGGGUGGCUGGCAUCCGUGUGAGAGGCUACAGCUCUGCAACGCACAUUCAACUGCCCCCUGCAUACACAAAGGAUCAUAUACCUGCCAAUCGUGAACACAUACCAACCCAGGAAACGGUCAAACGCUGGAGUCACCUAUCACCAAUCAUAGACAAAAUCCCACCACUCCUCAGUUGUGAAGUAGGACUCCUGAUAGGCUACAACUGCCCCAGAGCACUGGCACCCAGACAAGUGAUACUCGGCAAAGAAAAUGAGCCCUAUGCUGUUCAAACAGAUUUGGGGUGGAGCAUAGUUGGUGGUCUAGCUCCGCACUUUGAGACAGACAUGAUGAACAGCCUCUGCCAUCGUGUUGCCAUAAAGGAGAUCCCUCCUAUGACUCCCUUGGAUGCAAUACGUGCAUUAGAAAGUGAUUUCAGGGAAGUCAAUGGAAAUGAUAAAACAGUGUCUCAAGCAGAACUCAUUUUCCUUGACAAACUCAGAGACGCCAUAAGAAAAAAUGAGACGGGGCAUUAUGAAAUGCCAUUACCCUUUAAGGAAAGACCAUACAUGCCUGACAACAGACAACUUGCAGAGAUUCGACUCAACCACCUCAAAAGGAAAUUCUCCCGAGAUGAAAAAUACAAGAUUGAUUACGUCAAGUACAUGAAUGACAUCAUCAAGAGAGGUGAGGCAGAAGAAGUGCAGGAUGAUGGACUUUCUGGUGAAAAGUGGUACAUACCACACCAUGGUAUUUAUCACCCAAAGAAACCUGAAAACUUGCGUGUCGUGUUUGACUGCUCAGCUAAGUAUAAAGGAACCAGUCUUAAUGAGCACCUUCUGUCCGGACCAGACAUGCUAAAUAAUCUAACUGGUGUCCUUUUACGCUUCAGACAGUAUCAAACAGCAUUAACGUGUGACAUAGAGAAAAUGUACCAUCAAUUUCAGGUCCAAAAUAGUGAUCGCAACUACCUCCGCUUUUUGUGGUGGAAAAAUGGAGACCUAAGCGCACAGCCACAAGAAUACAGGAUGACAGUACAUCUCUUUGGUGCUGCAUCCUCCCCAGGAUGUGCAAACUAUGGGCUAAAACACCUAGCCAAAGAGAACAGCCUUGUGUAUCCACUAGGUUCUCAGUUCAUAGCCAGAGACUUUUAUGUAGAUGAUGGAGUCACGAGUGUGCAGACAGUGGACGAGGGCAUGCAGCUGGCACAGGAGGCACGUGAACUGUGUGCUAAAGGUGGACUCAGGCUUCACAAGUUUGCGUCAAACGACAGUUCUGUCUUAAACAGCUUACCAGCAUCGGAACGAGCAACAAAUGUAAGAACAAAGGAUCUUGCCUUUAGUGAAACACAAACAGAGAGAGCAUUAGGUAUUCACUGGUGCAUAAAAAAGGACUGCUUCACAUUCAGCAUUGCACAGAAGGACCAACCUGCUACACGGCGUGGGAUAUUAUCCACUGUAGCAUCCAUAUAUGACCCACUAGGAUUUAUCGCCCCCUAUCUUCUCAGUGGAAAAAUAAUUUUGCAAGAGAUGUGCCGUCAAGGCACAGGAUGGGAUGACCCACUACCCCAACAUUUGAAACCACAGUGGGAGCAAUGGAGGAUGGACCUUGUCAAUCUGGAGAAAGUAAGGAUAGCCAGAUGUUACAUGCCUGAAAACUUUGGGCAGGUGGUGAAAAGGGAACUGCAUCAUUUUUCAGAUGCAAGCACCACUGGGUAUGGGCAGUGCUCCUACCUGAGAUUUUUGAAUGAGAAGGGAGAUGCUCAUUGUGCCUUCAUCAUGGGAAAAUCUCGUGUGUCUCCUUCAAAGAUCACCACCAUCCCAAGGCUGGAAUUGACAGCAGCAGCUGUCUCAGUCACAGUGAGUAACCUGUUCAGAGAAGAGCUGACUUAUGACAAUGUGGAAGAGUUCUUCUGGACAGACUCUAAAGUUGUUUUAGGAUACAUAAACAACGAAGCAAGGCGUUUUCACACCUUUGUUGCAAACAGGGUGCAAAAGAUACGCAAUAGCACAAGUCCGCAGCAGUGGUUUUAUGUCCCCACCAGUGAAAACCCUGCAGACAAUGCAUCCAGGGGAACAACAAUAAAGGAACUGCUAUCAUCCAGAUGGCUCAUGGGUCCCAAGUUCCUGUGGGAAAGGGUAAUAUACCCUCCAGCAAAGGAAAGCAUGGAACUCCCAAUCGGAGACCCAGAAGUUAAGAAAGCUCAAACGUUGCAAACAAAGGGUAUGGAGUGUUGGAGUCUUGCUAAUCGCCUGGUAAGAUUUUCAUCCUGGUCUCAUGCUGUUAGCGCGGUGGCACGUCUCAGACGACGACUCCUAAAGGACAAAUCAGAUGCACACUCCACUGUAAGUGAGCGACAAGAUGCAGAACUUGUGAUCAUUAGAGACCUACAAAGACAAGCAUACCAGGAAGAAAUGAUGACACUAAGCAAAGGAAAUCCUUUACCAAGAAGCAAUAAGCUAUACCAUCUCGAUGUCUUUUUGGACAGAGAUGACGUGCUCAAGGUGGGAGGAAGACUGCGGUGGUCAGCCCUUCCUAGUUCAUUUAAGCAUCCAACAAUCAUCCCCAGAGAGCAUCACGUCACAAAGCUGAUAAUAGCUCACCAUCAUGAAAGGAUCAAACACCAGGGCAGAGGCUUUACUAUCAAUGAAAUUCGGGCCAAUGGCUAUUGGAUCCCAAAAAUGAGUCAAGCUGUUUCACUCUACAUUCGCCAGUGUGUGAUCUGUCGGAAACUGAGGAGACCUGUGGAAGGACAGAGAAUGAGUGAUCUUCCUAGAGAACGGGUAGAGCCCUCGCCACCCUUCAGCUAUUGUGGCAUGGAUUGUUUUGGCCCAUUCACGACUAAACAGGGACGUAAGGAACAAAAAAGAUACGGAGUGGUCUUUACAUGCUUCAGCUCUCGUGCCAUCCACAUUGAGAUGCUAGACGAUAUGUCAACUGAUGCUCUCAUCAACGGUCUGCGUUGCUUUAUUGCACUGCGAGGCUCAGUCAGACAAAUUAAGUGUGACCAGGGAACCAAUUUUGUAGGUGCCAAAAAUGAACUGAAUGUAGCUCUACAGGAAGUCGACACUAAGAGAGUGGCUCAAUGA
Molecule: messenger RNA, 5342 nt
Organism: Archocentrus centrarchus (flier cichlid)
Lineage: Eukaryota; Metazoa; Chordata; Actinopteri; Cichliformes; Cichlidae
Exons: 4
Coding region: 1803-5342 (1179 amino acids)
Molecular function (GO): nucleic acid binding; zinc ion binding
Source: RefSeq, a predicted model, not a curated record